Molecule: messenger RNA, 1283 nt
Organism: Cuscuta campestris
Lineage: Eukaryota; Viridiplantae; Streptophyta; Magnoliopsida; Solanales; Convolvulaceae
Source: the annotation of a GenBank genome assembly
GAGAGGCGCGAUGAGUUCGUUGCGCUUAAGCAGGAGGGGAUGUCACUGCCUGAACUGAGACAGAAGUUCGACUACCUGUCCCAGUAUGCGACGAGUCUGGUCUCCACUCCGGAGGAUCGUUUGAAUGAGUUCGUCAAGAAGCUACGGCCGGACUUGAGGCCGUACGCCGCGCUGAUCACGACGACAGAUUUUAAUGCGACGUAUGAUUUGAUUGUGAAGACGGAAAAGAGCAUGGACGAUUUGCAGGCAACCAAGAAGGAGGAUCGAGCGACGAAAGACCCGCAACCCACGACCAGCACCGGGCCGAGCGGGAAGAGUUUUGGAUUCGGGGGAAAGAGGUACGAGAAGGGUUCUUCGAGUGCGCCGCCGCCUAAGAGGAGUAAGUCGAAGCCGUCUCCGUCGGCCGCCGCUAGCAACUCGAUCCGAACAAGGAGCCACCCGCAGUGUGUACAGUGUGGUAGGCAUCACCCGGGCGAGUGUUGGCUCGCCCAAGGCUUAUGUUUGGGUUGUGGUCAGCCAGGGCAUUUCAGGAGGCAUUGCCCGACAAACCCUAGUAGCGAGCCUGUUUUUCCUAGAGCUCCGGAUCAGCCUGCCACAUCACAUCCAGCACGGAGUCAGCAGUCUACAGCAGCAAAUAAUCAGCAGAGACCACGUCCGCAGCAGUUAGGCCGGGCACCAGCGCGUACCUACGCCAUGCAGGGGCGCGCAGAUCCUAGUCCCAAUGUUAUCUUGGGUACGUUCAUACUAUUUGAUUCGGUUAUCCAUGCCUUGAUCGAUCCGGGUUCUACGCUCUCCUAUAUCUGUGUUGGCAUGCCUGCUAAUUCUGCGAUCGUGAGGAGUGACCUUGAGAUACCUACCGUUGUAUCGAAUCCGCUAGGACAUAGCAUGCGUCUUCAUCACAUUUAUCAUAGGUGUCCGUUGCCCGUGCAAGGGAAGCAAUUCCCUGCAGAUUUGAUAGAGCUACCACACAAGGAGUUUGACAUUAUCCUUGGUAUGGAUUGGCUCACCGAGCAUAGAGCAGUGGUCGACUGCAGUUGUCGGACCCUACGGCUGAGAGUCGAGGACGGUAGCGACGUAUCACUCCCCGGGGAGGUGUUCCCCAAGGCUCCCGAGUUCAUAUCGUCCUUGAGCGCGAGGCGCUUGAUUCGCAAGAAGUGCGAGAUGUUCCUGUGUCACGUUCAGGAUAUGCGAAAAGAAUCACCACGUCAGCAGGACAUCCGUACGGUUUGCGACUUCCCCGAUGUCUUUCCCGAAGACCUACCUGGUUUGCCUCCGCCGAGAGA